Venustampulla echinocandica is the source of this 981-nucleotide messenger RNA. RefSeq lists its product as uncharacterized. Gene Ontology annotation, cellular component: membrane. Bases 1 to 981 code for a protein of 326 amino acids. Lineage: Eukaryota; Fungi; Ascomycota; Leotiomycetes; Helotiales; Pleuroascaceae. The transcript is spliced from 4 exons. The record is from RefSeq and is a predicted model, not a curated record.
AUGUUGUGGGAACCAAUUUGCAAUACGACGAGCGUUGAUGCUCAGUUCAACUAUUGCGCCCAGCCAGAUCCGGCCGUCGCCUUUUCGGUGUUCUUUGGCCUAACUUUCUUCGCCCAUGUCCUCCAGUCGUUCACGUUUCGUAAAGCGUUCUGCUGGGUGGUUGUCAUGGCCGCGUUGUGGCAGUUUGUGGGCUUCGCAUGUCGAGUCUACGCUACCAAGAACCAGACCGUGAAUUCCUCGGGGGCAGCAGCGAAUCUUCUCGUGUUGCUAGCCCCGCUGUGGGUGAAUGCCUUUGUAUACAUGGUGUUUGGUAGGAUAGUAUUUUACUUCCUUCCAGAGCAGAAGGUUGCCGGAAUCAAGGCAGUGAACAUGGCUAGGUGUGCGUUCAUUAUUCAAGCCACAGGAGGUGUCUUGACCCAAAAUGAUGAUUCAAAAAUGAUAAAGCUCGGUCUCCGGCUAUACACGGUCGGUAUUGGAGUUCAGGAGGCCUUUGUCUUGAUGUUCAUGGGGCUAGCUAUCCGGUUUCACUGGAAGAUGGCCCAUGGCUUCGGCGUCAUUGAGCGCGGGGACGGCUGGAAAAAACUCCUGUAUACUACCUACGCCACUUUGGCUUUGAUCACCAUCCGUAUCAUCUACCGGUUGUGUGAAUUUGCAAGCGGGGACGUCAACAGCACCCUCUCGACCACUGAAUCUUACUUCUACGCCUUGGACGCGACGCCCAUGUGUGUUGCUCUUUUCCUGUGGAACAUUAUCCACCCGGGCUCCAUCCUCCAAGGUCCCGAGUCUCUGUUUCCCAAGAAGAUCAAGCUCACACGAGCUCAAAAGAGGUUUGCAAAGGAAGAGAAGAAGAACGGCAAGGCGGCCUUGAAGCUAGAGGAGCGCCCGGGGCGGACGGAGAGGAAGUCCCGUAGGCAUAGGCAUUCCCACCGCGAAAGUGAUGGGAUUGAUAUGACCUACCAAUCGCACCGUGAAAUGGUUUAG